AUGGUCCAGAAAUGCGAAUCAUCUCAAGACAACUCUAGUCACAUCAAAGCCGAUGUCAUAAUACUAGGCUGUAGUCUACCAGGAAUUGUGACAGCUCAUAAACUGAAGAAAAAAUUUGGUAACACAAUGGACAUAGUCGUUCUAGAUCUAGCUGGUAAACAGUCAAAGGAAUCAAAAUGUAAUGUAGCUUUUCAGGAGGAAGAUAAUGAAGAAAGCAAAGAAAUACCCUAUGAAGGUACUGCAAAAGAAGUUAUAGGUAAUAUAGCGAGGCAUUACCUUACUAUGUUUGGGAAGGACUUUGAUAUCCCUUUACCAGACGCUAUAAUAUCACCUGAAAAAGUAAAAACUCCCUUAAACAAACUAUUUGAAUAUAAAAAUGGAAUGACUGUCGCCUGUGUUCGAGAUUUUCAUGACUUCGAUUAUUUAAACAUCUUAGAAAAGUUUGAGUUAAAUCAAUAUCAAAUUCUACUUGAUGAAAAUAUGAAAGCACUGUUUCAAGCAAAUAAAGUCGAUGAGGCUUCUGAACGAAAUCGUUUAUUGUAUUAUGAUCAAACCACAAUGGAGAAACAUAUAUGUGGUGCGUUAUUCUUUCCUAAUUCUAGGGAUAUAAUGAGAAACACUGUAAGACUAGUUUGUGGCGCGUCCGCGAAAGUUGUGUCUGUACUGUUUUACUUACACCAGUGUUACAGAACUAGUAGUUCUAGAAAUCACUUAGACGGUAACAACACGAAGUUUCGAGAAAAACUUCAUGGUUACUGCAGAAAACGUCUAGCAAACAAAUUACAGAAAAGCGUCGCUAACAUUACACUGAGAGCAAAGGCUAUAAAAAAAAUAAGUUCCCAUUCAGACGAACAAGUAAUAUUAAAAACUAUAAAAGGUGAUACUAAUUACGUGUGUAGUUUACUUGCAAUGGCGUUAAACCCUGAAGAACUACGUAACAUUGAGUUCGAAACACAACUGCUCACAGCAAAAGAAGUCAGAAUAAUCAAAUCUAUGAUUAAAGGAAAGGCAAAAAGGUUUGUUGUACAAUACGAGGAACAUUUUUGGAGACAAGAAGGGUACAGUGGUGAUAUACUAAGCGUAAAAGGCCCAAUAAUUUGGGCCACUGAACGCCCAAAGAUAUCAUCAACCGGUAGUAUGGAAAAAUAUGCAGCCUUAAUAGGUUAUUUGACAGUUAAAAAUGAUGAAGUCGAUUCUAAAGACGCAGUUCUGAAGCAACUAGUAAGACUCUUUGGUGAAGAAGCGGCAACACCUAUAAAUUACAAAGAAACAGAUAUAUCAGACAUUUAUGUACCAAGAUGUGGCGACUUCAUCGCUUUAAGACGACUUACUUUAAAACCUAAGCCCAAAAAUCUUGAAUGGGGCGCGUUAGAUGUAUUCGGUGAUGGAGACAUCGCGUCAGCUUUGGAAGCGGGUCACGUUGCGUAUUUACAUUUAUUGAGUUACCUUCGUCCUCAAGCACAGAACUAUGACGAAGUUUGCAUCGCUGAAUGGCCGACGAUGUUAAAUGACAAUCCAUUUAGAGAGUGGUUAGCUCAGUUAUCAAUUACGACAAGUAUUCGUCUUGUCGCAUACACAGCGGUUGCGUAUAUAGGCAUACGAUUAAUUCAGUCAUUUGUGAAGAAAUAA
Molecule: messenger RNA, 1629 nt
Organism: Melitaea cinxia (Glanville fritillary)
Lineage: Eukaryota; Metazoa; Arthropoda; Insecta; Lepidoptera; Nymphalidae
Gene: shps
Exons: 1
Coding region: 1-1629 (542 amino acids)
Molecular function (GO): oxidoreductase activity
Source: RefSeq, a predicted model, not a curated record